GAGUGUACUUUGUUCGUUGGUUGAGGUUGAGUUGAUUGAGAGGGCAUUAUUUUUCGCCAGAUCGCAACUCGGGUUCGUCGCGUUUCGCUCUACGUUGGUGGUGAAAAUUGUAAAUUUAUCGUGAAAAACUGUGUUUUCCGUGGUCGAUUCGUGUGAAAAAGUGAUUGUCCGUGCGUGGAGCAAAGUUUUGUGGUGUUUUCCAAGCGGAAUUUAUUGGCUAAGUAGGAAAAUGCUGUGGUUGGCAAAAGCGAAACUGGAAAAUAGUGCAUAAUAAGUACACCUAACUAUCUAUCAGCAAACAUUUUUCUUGAUGCCGUGCAAAACCGUAAAAGUUAUCAGUGCGUGAAGAACAUUAAGGGGCAAAGGCAUCAGCAAACCAGCAGCGAACAAGUACCGGAGUUGUCAGCCGUGUUGUCUUUCUUCAAGUUUUUGUGUCUACUAACGUAAAGAGAGUAACCAGUGCGAGACGGCUCACUCGGUGUGGCAACAACGGAAAACCGAAAUGGUGUUACACAAUAUCAUCAGCAGCAUCCUUUUCGGGGGUCUGGAGAUUACAAAAUACCUGGGACUGAACACCGUAGUACUAAAGAACAUGGAAGGCUCAGGCGAUGGAUCACCUCAAUCAUCUAUGUGCAUGGUGAAGGCGGCUGAGCUUUUCCCCAAACCAGUACUCGAAAAAGAGGAGGAAAAGCUCACCGUCCGAUUCAACGAAUUACCCGGCGAAUCCGUCAAAUAUCUCGGUCAAACGGAUGACGGCAUUCUAGCACUGUCCAACUAUCGUUUGUUCCUGCUGAAGAACACUACCGGGGCAGAAACGUCCGUACCUCUAGGAUUGAUCGAGUCUACGCAGAUCCGUGAUCUGUUUCACCUGACAGCCAACUGCAAAGACGCUAGUACAGUAAAAUGCUCAUUUUCAACGUCGGAACAAUGCUCCGAGUGGCAGCGACGGAUAUCCUUAUCGAUUGGCGUUCCGGAGACGCUCGAAUCACUGUUUGCCUUUCCAUUCCACGCGUGGGCUUCGGAGCUGCCAACGCUCAACCAGGAUAACGAAUGGUACGGUCGGCUACAGCGGGUCGGUAAUUACGACGACGACUUCCGGAAAGAAGUAGAACGCCUACAGUUUGACCUGCAGGGAGCUUGGCGAAUAAGUCAUGCUAAUGCAGAAUUCAAACUGUGUCCUUCGUACCCAAGACUGCUGCUCGUUCCAGCCUGUAUAUCAGACGAUACCCUACAGAAUGUCGCGAGCUUUCGAAGUUCCAGACGAAUUCCUGCGGUAGUGUGGAGGCAUGAGCGCACUGGGGCCGUUAUCGCCCGCUGCAGUCAGCCGGAAGUCGGUUGGCUUGGCUGGAGAAACUCCAAGGAUGAACAACUGCUGAAAGCUCUCUCAGACGCGUGUGCAUUUGACCGUGGAACACAAGACUCCAGAACUCGUCUCAACUCAACAGCGUCUAGCGAAAGCAGCCCUCCGAGCCCGGAAGGCAGUCACGAGGAAGUAGAGAUGGAGGAACCCAAGAAGAUUUUGAUCGUUGAUGCGCGAUCGUACGCUUCGGCAGUAACGAAUCGCGCACGUGGUGGUGGCUGCGAAUGUCCCGAGUACUACCCAAGUGCUGAGAUCCAGUUCAUGAGUCUUGGCAAUAUUCAUGUGAUUAGGAAAAGUUUCCAUACGCUGCGACAGCUUUGUGCGUCGCAGCCGGAUAUACCAAAUUGGUUGAGUUUACUGGAGCGCACCGCGUGGCUACAGCACAUGUCCGGGCUUCUGGCUGCGUCAAUGGUCGUAUGCCACGCGAUUGAACGUAACGGGCGGCCAGUAUUGGUGCACUGCUCCGACGGUUGGGAUCGUACACCUCAAAUCGUAGCCACAGCUCAACUUUGUCUUGAUCCGUACUAUCGCACGAUCGAAGGCUUCCGGGUAUUGGUCGAACGGGAAUGGCUCAGUUUUGGGCAUAAGUUCUCUGAUCGGCUUGGACAUGGUCCCGGAUCCGACGAAACUAACGAACGUUGUCCGGUGUUUCUACAAUGGCUAGACUGUGUCCACCAAAUCCAUCGACAGUUCCCGUGUAGUUUUGAAUUCGAUAUGGGUUACCUGAUUAAAUUGGCACAACACUCACAUUCUUGCCUGUUUGGUACGUUCCUAUGCAACACUGUAAAGGAACGCCUGGAGAAUACCGUACCGGAUCGUACUUUUUCGGUGUGGCCUUUCCUUUCGGGACCGAUGUACAAGAAUCACCUAUACGUGCCGAAUCGGGAACGGGUUUUGUGGCCUGCACAUAGUGUAAGAGAUUUGAGACUGUGGACUGAAGUUUAUUUGGGAAGUUGGGGUGGCAAUCAAGGAUCGGCCGAUUAUCCGGCCAACGGCGAUACGUUGGCAGGCCAAGAACUGAACGGUUCAAUGACAAAAACUCGCUCAUACGGAGAUUUAAUGACUGGAGUGAACGCUGGUGGCUUGACCAGAAGGUCAAGUGAUCCAAACAUGACUGUCGAUUCCAGUAUUCUCGCUGGAUCUCUAAGCCUCUCUCAGGAGAACUCGAUCGAUUCCAAUAUGUCAUCAGAUCGGGAAGUGUCGCCCGAUUUGAUCGAUCAUAAUACCAGCUCACUGGCCAUGAUCCAGCACACCACUCAAAAGCUACAAAGUCUUACUCAGGAGCUUAACCAGUCCGACGAGGAGCUGGAGAACAACAUCAAAAACACGAAGCGGGGGCCGACUCCGAUGGCGACGGCCACCGAUAGCAGCACUACUGUGUCUAGUCUUUUUAUUAAUGGAAAUAGUGAUAGUUAUAACUUCAAACCAAUUGUUCCUGAACAGCCGACCGUGGCCAUAGCUCCUCAGUCGAGUACACCGCCGCCCCAGCACAGGCACCUGAUGAACGACAUUGACGAAAAUACAUCGAGGAUCGUCAAAAUCGAGAGCUACCUGGAGGCGACGGAUGUGGUCGACGGGCAACGAGUAGGGCUGCGGAUCGCAAAGCCCAUUCCUGCCACCGAUGUGAACGGGUUGGGUUCGGCCGACAUGAUGGAGAGUGUAGACUUGAGCGGAAAAUCCCCUUCACCGCCCCCACCCACGGUGGUGCCGAUUUCGCCUCAGCAUGCUACUGCUGGAGGUAAUCUCUGGCACGGUUCGGUCGAAACUAGCACCGAUACGUUGGUUCCGCUGGAUCAGUACUCUUCCCCGAAAAGGAUUAUCCAGCUAAGCGAGAGCAGCGGUGAAGACGAUGGCCCCUCGCGUAUCGUCAAGGAUGUAAAAGAGGACGACGGCGACGAUGAGGACGAGGAAGACGGUGGUUACAAUCGGGAAAAUAGUAUUAGUUUAGAUCUAGCAAGUAACGGUAGACAUGACGAGAUCCACGAAGACUUGGCAGCCGGCAGAAGCGGCUUUGCUACUAGUACUACUUUGAAUACUACUCAGACUGGUGAUAGCAACGGAUGUGAUUUAUUUAGUGAUAGUAUGGAUAAAGAUAGGAAGAAAUACAAUCAAGGAAGUGAAAUUAAUCAAACCCCUAUACCAAAAGAUCAAACCGACAGUGGUCGGGUGCGAAACGUAGUAGCUGAUUUGCAUCGAGUACCGGCCCAGUCGGUAUCCCUAGUGAAUGGUUCCGUUGCAAAUUACAGCAAACUACGUAGUUCUAAUCCCAUGGACGAAAGCAUCAUCAUGCAGCCACAGUUCCAGCAUUUGGAAAUCAAUGGCAAAUCAUCGACUAGUGAAAACAGCAUUCAGCACCAAUCACAAAUUAGCCAUCAACAUCAGUCACAACAGCAGCACACAUCUUCUCACUAUCAACCGCAAAACCAGCGACGAAGACGCAACUCAUCAAACUCGAAAAACGACAUGAGCCCCAACAAGCCUACCAAUGGAAGUAUAUCCCCAAGUGCCACAAACUCUCGCUUUUCGACGCCGGGUGCCCGCUCACUGCCACUAACCCCACCGAGCGUGCCAUUCUCGAUCCAAACUCCACCGGCAGCCGCACUGUCCUGCCCGGACGGUCUUGCCCAUGCUCUGUCGGAGCAGAACCUACGGCUGCAGCAGAUCGUCUAUGAGAAUAGACUGCGAGAGGAAGCCCUGCAACGUGAGCUUUAUGCCACUCGAUUAGCUCUACUGGAGAAAACCUGCCACCAUUGCAGCAACCAACAAUACGGUAAUGAUGAUCCGGUUAACGACAACUGCACUUCUUGUUACAAUGUUCGGAUUGAUCCGAAUGUGAUCACCCAAAUGGUGGAAUAUUCCAUCGACGAAGAAAAAGUCAACAAAGUUGGGAUUUCAGAGCUGGACGAUGCUUACGAUAGUUAUAGUAAUACCGAACCGAAUUUAACGAUAACGAUGCUAAUGAUGACCUCGGCGACGGAAGACAGAGAUCUCUUACACUUCGACUAUCAGAACGACGAGAUAGACCUAGUCGACAGGGGUGAGAAAGGUAUGCGUCAGUACUGGAAACGGUAUCGCGAACAGUCAAGCCAUACCCAAAGAAUCUCUACGACCAUUCGGAGGGUACUCGAACGAGUCCGUUUCAAACGUAAUCGUGGUGACGGUUUUGACGAAUCGGAAUCGUUGGCAUCCUUGGUCGAUUCGAUGAAUGAAAAUGCAUCCAACUGUUCGUGGGAAGCGGUCGAUGAGCGCAGUGCACCAUCGUCGGGAGCGAAUUCGUCACAGCAAAUUACCGGCAGCGUCCUGUGGGUUCCAGACCAUGCAGUAUCACGGUGCACGACUUGCCAGACAGAGUUUUGGCUCGGUCGACGGAAACACCAUUGUCGCUCAUGUGGACAAAUUUUCUGCGCUGACUGUUCCGAGUACUGGGCACCGCUUUCCGACGGGAAAACGGUUCGGUUGUGCGAACCGUGCUACCAGACCGUGUGCGGCAAGAUGACUAAUAGCCAUCAACCGUCAACGAGCGGUAGCGUUAUUGUAAAUAAUACCACCACCAACAACUAUAAUAGCAAUAGCAUGAAUGGAAGUGUCCUAGUAGCUACCAAACAGCACAAUGCAUCAUCUUCAUCAUGUGUAAAUCAGCUAUCGAGCAGCAGCAACCAUGCGACACAUGUAUUGAUGACAACUGUUAGCACUGCACCGGUCAGUGGUGUGCCCAAAAACUUAGAACAUUGCAAACACAUUGUCACUGCGGUCACCAGCACUUCAUGCGGUGUCAGCGCCAACAGUGGGUCCGAUCGCGAAGCUUGUAAAGCCACUACUGCUACAAACUAAUUGCGCAUCUUAACUAAAAAAAAACCCUUUUUGUGUUUCGCAUCGCAUCUAAGUCCCCAUGGUUUCUUUAAGCUUCAGUCUCUUUUAUUUAUAUUCUCUACUGUAGUUUAUUUUUUUAACAUGCCUUUCCACAAUGUAUAAUGAAUAUCUUUAUUUUAUUUAUUAUUUUACCCUUACACUGGAGAUCAAAAAUGUUGAUAUAUGUUCCACAGAGCGAGGAAUAAGGUAAACCAUAUUGAAAAGUUGAAUGUUCUUUAAGAGAUGAAGCUUUUUCGAACAGAUGAGUAAAAUAUAUAUAAAUGCAACAUAUAAUGUUACAAAAUGGUAAAUAAAUUGAUAUAAAUAUAACUCAACAAAAUCAAUGAAAAAACAAGCCGUAUAUAACAAAAUACAUAAAUGAAGAAAUAUAGCAAGCAAAAUAUUAAUAAAAAGUCUGUGAAGAUCAUGAUCCGUA
Messenger RNA from Armigeres subalbatus, 5645 nucleotides. RefSeq names its product myotubularin-related protein 3. Gene Ontology annotation, biological process: phosphatidylinositol dephosphorylation; regulation of autophagy. Gene Ontology annotation, cellular component: membrane; cytoplasm. Gene Ontology annotation, molecular function: phosphatidylinositol-3-phosphate phosphatase activity; protein phosphatase binding; metal ion binding. The transcript has 17 exons. The record is from RefSeq and is a predicted model, not a curated record. The coding region runs from base 503 to 5191 and encodes 1562 amino acids. Lineage: Eukaryota; Metazoa; Arthropoda; Insecta; Diptera; Culicidae.